This is a messenger RNA of Cutaneotrichosporon oleaginosum, 1821 nucleotides long. RefSeq lists its product as uncharacterized. The record is from RefSeq and is a predicted model, not a curated record. Gene Ontology annotation, molecular function: antiporter activity. Gene Ontology annotation, biological process: UDP-glucose transmembrane transport. Gene Ontology annotation, cellular component: Golgi apparatus; cis-Golgi network; endoplasmic reticulum-Golgi intermediate compartment. Lineage: Eukaryota; Fungi; Basidiomycota; Tremellomycetes; Trichosporonales; Trichosporonaceae.
CCACUCCUCACUCGUGCGACACGGAUGAGCCCGUGAUCCGAACCCGUGGCGAUCAGCCUCGACUCUGUGGCUUGCUAAGCCGUCUCUCCUCCUCUUCCCCUCUCUCAUUUCCUCGCCCUUCCGCCCGCCUCUCCCUCCGCUCCUCUUAUCACCUCGCCCCGCCGCUUCCUCCCCUCCGCCUCCGCCAUGGUGAAGGAAGAACCCCGCGCGUCCGACGCGGGCGCGAGCACCGCGCUCCUCGACGGCUUCCGCGAAGAGCCGCGCAAAGCCAAAUCAUCACAAUCAGACGACUCGGACUCGGACGACUCGCACUCUGACAUCGAGGUCUAUCCCCCACAUCACGUGUAUCCGGGAUAUGAGCCGCCGGCGGGCGCGCACGGCGCCGCCCCUGCGGCAUAUCCUCACGGCACGGAGGUGCAUUGGGCCACGAUGGCGCAGAAGCGUGCGCUGUGGUGGCGCUCGGCGUUGAUUACCGGCAUGUUCAUCUUGUCAUGGUACGCUUUCGCAACCCUCCUGUCCAUGUACAACAAGUGGAUGUUCUCCGCCGAAUACUACGGCUUCACAUAUCCGCUGUUCGUGACGGCGUGCCAUAUGGUCGUGCAGUGGUUAUGUGCGGGCAUCAUCCGGUGGACGGUACCGCGCUUCCGGCCCGUCGAACGGCCCACGCGCCGCGAGUACAUCACGCGCAUUCUCCCCACUGCUGCGUCCACGGGCGGCGAUAUUGGGCUGUCAAAUCUCUCACUCAAGACUAUUACUCUGAGCUUGUACACCAUGUGCAAAUCAUCCGCACUCAUCUUCGUCCUCAUGUUCGCAUUCCUCUUCAGGCUCGAGAAGUACUCGUUCAAGCUUGUGUCUGUCAUUGGCCUCAUCUCCGGCGGUGUCUUUCUGAUGGUGUUCAACGUGACCGCCGUCUCCAUCCCAGGCAUCAUCAUGGUGUUCUCGGCCUCGGCGAUCGGCGGUCUGCGUUGGGCGCUCACCGAAUUGAUCAUGCACAAGCGUGGGAUGGGUCUGAGCAACCCGUUUGCAACCAUCUUCUGGCUCGCGCCGCUCAUGGGUCUCAUCCUCUUCAUCGUCUCCGCCAUCGUUGAGAGCUGGAUCAAGAUCUUUACCGGACCGUUCUUUGCCACGCCGAUAAUCGCCCUCAAGAGCAUAGCGAUUAUCGCGUUUCCCGGAGCACUGGCCUUUGCCAUGGUGUCGAGCGAGUACUUCGUCAUCCAGCGUGCAGGUGUUGUGCCAUUAUCGAUCGCGGGCAUCUUCAAGGAAGUAUCGACGAUCGCCUUCUCAGCCUGGGUGUUUGGCGACAAGCUCACCACCCUCAACGUGGUGGGAUGCGCCAUCACGAUCAGCGGUAUCGCACUCUACUCGUACCACAAGUACCAGAAGAGCAUGAAGGUCGAGGUGCCGCUCGACGACGCGGGCCAUGUGAUUGACGAGGUGAUCGACGACGAGCGACGCCCCUUGAACCGCACCGCGCGCGGAAGCCAUGGCUCGGUAUCCUCACGGCCAAGCCUCGGCUCCCACCGCACCCCGCGCACGCCGUCUUCGCGCUCGCGCCGCACGCCCGAAGGCGCCGCCACGCCCGCCGACACGCUGCCGAUGACAGAGUUGAGCAAUAGAAGCUCGGAGGAGGACGAACGCGCCAACCGCCUCCGCGACGACUUUGAGGGAUGGGACACGCCAGGAGGGAGCGACUACGAGAGCGAGGUGGACGAGGACGAGGUGGCGCGGUACCGCACCGAGCGGGUCGGCGUGCGGUCAAGAUGGAAGGACUGGUGGGACAGGCCCAUGUAGCGUACAAUGGCAUUUAGAGUGUUACGGUGG